AUGGGCUCCAAACACACCCCGUACAGCUCUAUAGCCGAGACGUCCAGAAUCCUGGAUUUUCUACUGCCCUUGUUCGACCAUGUUUCCCUCCCGGCACAGGCGAGAAAUAAGCGUGCAAAUGUGCGCUUCACAGGCACCAGAGACCAGCCAUAUUUCCCCAUCCCCUUUAAAGAAACCGAGCUCGCAGCUGCACUAAAAGCCGUAGAGGGAUGCGUGGCCUCCGCCCUGGCAGAUGAGAAAUUCGGCCAGGAACAACGGGACAGACGGAUCGUCGUGGACCAGGAGAAGACGACGGCAUUCUUGUUCCAGACUUACCUGGCGAGAGUCGGGGGACUAGGAAAGCUAGACAAGGGAGUCCGGGCGCUUCUGAAAGACACCGACCUGCUGCAGGCGCAGUCCAACCCGUACCGGCGCAUGUCGGCGAAUCUGUACGAGACCGCCGAAAGGGGCGAGUACUAUCACAUCCACGGAUCUCUGGAGGCGUCGACCACGCUGAAAAUGAUUGGGCUGGAGCCGCACCGUCCGGACCUGGAGUCGCAUCAGGACAUUGUCAACACGAUCGAGCCGGCGGUGAGGAAGCACACCGUCGAGCAGCUGGAGGCGAUGAAUGCCCGGCACCGUCAAGCUGGCGUCAAGGCGUUUCGGCACGACGAGUUUCUGCAGACUCCGCACGGCAGAGAAAACUGGUCACUGCCGCCCUGGUCGGUCGAGAGCCUGGAGACGAGCACGCCCAGGGUGCCGCUGCCGAGCACCGGCGACAGGAGGAUACUGUCGGGCAUCAAGGUCCUGGACCUGUGCCGCAUCAUCGCGGGCCCGACCAUCGCGCGGAUCCUGGGCGAGUACGGCGCAGAGGUGCUCAAGGUGACGAGCCCGAAUCUGAGCGACGUGCCGUUCUUCCAGGUCGACGGAAACAUGGGAAAGCGCACCGCGGCGCUGGAUCUCAAAACGCCAGGGGGCCGGCGGGCGUUCGAGGAGCUGUUGAGGGAUGUCGACGUCGUCGUCGACGGAUACCGGCCCGGCGCCAUGGAGAGGCUCGGCUACGGACCGAAGGUCCUGGCGGACAUGGCGGCCCGGCGAGGCAGAGGCGUCGUGUACGUCAACGAGAACUGCUUCGGGUACAAGGGCGAAUGGGCAGGCCGGCCGGGCUGGCAGCAAAUCGCCGACUGUGUCACGGGCGUCGCGUGGGAGCAAGGGCGCUUCAUGGGCCUGGACGAGCCCGUUGUUCCGCCGUUUCCCAUCUCCGACUACGGCGCCGGCUGCAUCGCCGCCAUCGCCGCCUUGACGGGCCUGUAUCACCGCGCGACAAGGGGCGGGUCAUGGCACGGCAUGGCCUCUCUGUUACACUACGAUCUGCUCCUGUUCAAGGUCGGCCUGCUCCCGCGGCACGUCCAGGAGGAGCUCCGACGACAGGCCGGGCCCGAGUUUCUCGGCUUGCGCCACGCCCACAGCGUCGAGCAGAUUUCGGGCACGGCUCUGAGACGCAUGCGGCAGCUGUUUCCCGAGUUUGUAGAUGACGCCAGGUACUUGGACCACUGGUAUGCGGAGGGAUACAAGGCGAAUGUAUCUGUGGUUUUGCCCGUGGUGGAGAUUGAGGGCUUGGAUAUCAGUUUUCAGAGGGCGAGUCGGCCCAAUGGAAGCAAUGAGGCGAGUUGGGAUGGUGGCGACGGCGGUGAGGAAGGGGAUUGUAGAAUAGCGGCCAGUUAG
Metarhizium brunneum ARSEF 3297 is the source of this 1704-nucleotide messenger RNA. It is a transcript of the gene smtB, whose product is annotated as Succinyl-CoA--L-malate CoA-transferase beta subunit. Gene Ontology annotation, molecular function: catalytic activity. The record is from RefSeq and is a predicted model, not a curated record. Lineage: Eukaryota; Fungi; Ascomycota; Sordariomycetes; Hypocreales; Clavicipitaceae.